AUGCGGAGGAAGAUACAAGCUCUGGACAUCCGCGCCGGUAUGCCUGCAAUCUGGAUUACCAUCAGUCCCAACGACAUCAAUAACCCGGUAAAGAUGAAGCUUGCCAUUCAUAGGCUCCACGAUUAUGAGUCUGCGAAGGAGCUUUUGGCCGAUCUCCGUGAAAAGUACGACAGGAUCGCCCUGAGCACCAUGGAUUCGGUCAGCUCGGCCAUCUUCUUCCACCGAGAAAUAUCCCUAUUCUUUGAAAAGUAUGUGAAUACAGGCCGGGAAUCGAUCUUCGGGAAGAUCAGCCACUACUACGCCACCGUGGAAACGAACGAGCGAGGCAGCCUCCACUUGCAUGGACUCCUCUGGCUGGACGGCAACAUGCGACUGCCGAACCUGAUGGACGACAUGGCCAAUCCCGCGGAAGAAUCAUAUCGUGCCCAGGUGAUCCGAUACGCAGACUCCGUCUUUCAUGAGUGUCUAGAUGAAGAUGCCGGAAAAGCCGUGCGACAGCAGAGGAAGCCCAUCGAUCCCGUGGAGGAGGUCAUGACUAGCACCUCGGCUCUCACUGCGGCCUUUGAAGACGAAUCCAAUUUCAUCGCAUACUGUUGCCAAGCGCACUCCCACACAUACACCUGCCUCAAGUAUUCUCUGAAGGGGGUCAUCGACCGGGGGGCAGAUCAACAGAGACGGACAGCCUGCCGCUUCAAGGCACCGUGGAAAAUCGUCGAGGAGACAGGGUUCACAGAGGAUGGCUUGCUUCAGAUUCAGCGCAACCAUCCACUCGUCAACCGGUACAACAAGUCGUUGGCGGUCGGCCUUCGCCACAAUCACGACGUCUCGAUGAUCUUGACCAAGACCAAGGGCCUGGCCAUGGUGUACUACAUCACGAACUACGCCACCAAACUGGAUACGCCGAUGUGGAAGCGCAUUGCUCUCGCCACCGAGGUUGCCCGCCAACUUCGCGAGGCCGGUCGUCCGACGUCUCGCGCGCCAGGUCCCGCCCUGCCCGACGGCAGGCAGCAGGCGGUAUUGAACGAAAGCCGUCAAUUCCUGAUGAGAACGGCAAAUCGCAUCUUCUCCGAGCGACAACUCUCGGCUGUCGAGGUUUGUUACCACCUCCUUGGAUAUGACACCGACUUUACCAACGUGCCGCAUUGGUCCUUCUUGAACUUGACGGCCCUAUACUGGACAAUCUUUCGGCUAUGGGCGCAUCUCCGCCAUCAGGCCGGCGAGCUCACGGACGCCGAACAGCCCCCAGAGACAAUCCCUCUGAGGCAAGGAGGGCGAACCCUAUUAUGCCUGGAGGCGUACGCCUACCGCGGUCAUGUUCUACAAGACUUAUGCCUGUAUGACUACAUGUCAAUGAUUCACUUGGAUUCAGACUGUGAAGGCUGGAUGCAAAAGCUUCGACGGCCCGACCAGUACGCCGUCCCGAUCUUCCAAGGAUACAUCAGCGACGACCACGAGGACGAUCACCCAGUCUAUAUUAAGCGAAACUCUGUCCUACAUUUGGCGUUAUUCGUCCCUUGGGAAAACUUCACUUCUGAGAGCCUAGGUGAUAUAACCGACAUAUGGACGACGCAUCGAGCGGGCCUUUGUCCCCGCCUCCGUUUCUACGUCUCUAACAUUUGUCUUUUGAGAAAGUCUGCCGAAGACGCGCGUAAGGACGCGAAGCUCUGGGCCAGUCGGUCGGAGGGCGACGACACAAUUGACGUUGAGUACCCGCUUGACGAUGGCCGAUACGAAGAAGAGCCUCCAGCGAUGGCUCAUCGUCAGGCCUACAGAGCUCUACUCCAGAUUUUGCGAAAUGCCGUGCAGGACACGGACGCCACAAAAGACUCACCCGUCCUUGGAGGUUUAAUACACGAUCUGUGCGAAGAGAACCCGGCUGGAGAAGAGCAACCUUUUGUCCAACGUCAAGAGGAUCUGUACCGGAAUAUGCCCCAUGAUCAAGGUGACGCCUUGUGUCAACUCCCCAUAUCUCGAGACGAUGUCCAGGCAGCGGCCAAGGCCCAACAACUAUUGCAUCUUCGGAUGCUAGACGACAUUGAGGGUGGUUCCCAGGGGACCAUGCUUUCCGCGGAUGGCGCCGACAUCGACGAUACGCUAGCUCGCUACGGCGAUACGGAGUCCCCUGCUGCGCUCCCGGGCAGCGACCUCAAUGAACGAGGCCCUCGGAUGCUUGUCGACGUCAGUCCGGCAACUAGCUUCGCGGAGAUGGGACACACCGCCGCGGCCAGCUUUACACUGAACUAUCUACAGACCAUGGCCCUUCAACUCGUUUGCCUGUUUCUGGACAAGUAUACUGCUAAUCCGGACUCAGCGGGUCAGCAUCUUCAAUACACCGGCGGGCCGGGUGGCACGGGAAAGUCGAGGAUUAUCGAUGCCCUGAAGGACGUGUUCGCGGCGAGGAACCAGCCGCAUCUUCUGCAGAUAACCGGCACGUCGGGCAGUUCGGCGGCCCAGAUUGGCGGCACGACGAUCCACUCGGCCUGUGGGUUAGAUUCCCAUCGCGAUCCAAACAAACCGCCUCCCCCCUUCUCGGAGGCGAAGAAGUGGAUCUGGAAACAGAAGCUGGUACUCGUGAUUGACGAGGUCAGUAUGCUGGGAGGAGCCACUCUGCACAACGUCAGUCAUUACCUGCAGGCACUCCGUGACUGUCCGGACGAACCGUUUGGCGGCAUGCCCGUCGUUCUACUGAUGGGAGACUUCUACCAGUUCGCCCCCGUGCGGGAGACAAGCCUACUGAUCAUCAGACCGCCGGACCGAACAGAGACCCCCUUGCGACAAGCGACCAUAUCUCACCACAGCGGCUGCAGAUUGUGGCAUCUGUUCAAAACCGUGGUGCUCCUCGAAGACCAAGUCCGCGCACGCAACGAUCCCCAGCUCCGUGCACUCCUGGAUCGAGUUCGUAACGGGCGCCAGACCCAUGAAGAUCUGAGCUUGCUCAAUGCCAACAUUGUAGGACGCUCGCAAAUCACCUUCCACGAUGCUGUUGUGGGCUGGGCGCGCUUCAACAAGCGGCACAUCCGUAUCUUUGUCUCGACUCACACCUGGCGCAACGGCACGCUGUCUCCAAACCUCAUAGCGCGAACCAUCGGACAAGGCGACGACUCUGCCUGCAAAGUCCCCGGCGUCUUCUUCUACGCCCAGGGCAUGCCCGUGGUUGUGAACAAGAACAUCUACACUGGCCUGAAGGUGGUGAAUGGGGCUGACUUUACUGCCGUGGACGUGAUAAUCGAUCCCAAUCACCCGGGAUACUGCUUGGCAGAUGACGUGACCAUCCACUUCGGGCCGCCGCUCGGCAUUCUUCUGCAGUCCGAGGAGACGAAGACCUUGGCGAUACCGUCCUCCCGGUGCGAUUUUACGAGCCUCUAUGUGCAACUAUCCAGGUGCACCUCGCUUCGGGGCAUCAAGCUUCUUAAUCCCGUGAGACACCAUGACUUCAUUGGCAAUGGGCUCGAUCAGGCCAUUCUUGAUGGAAUGCAGAGACUCAAGAACUUGGCCGCGGAAACGAGACGGUUAUACAAGGACCAAGGUUUCGAAAAGUAG
Messenger RNA from Hirsutella rhossiliensis, 3540 nucleotides. Its product is annotated as PIF1-like helicase domain-containing protein. NCBI's taxonomy places the organism in Eukaryota, Fungi, Ascomycota, Sordariomycetes, Hypocreales, Ophiocordycipitaceae. Bases 1 to 3540 code for a protein of 1179 amino acids. The transcript is spliced from 5 exons. Gene Ontology annotation, molecular function: DNA helicase activity. Gene Ontology annotation, biological process: telomere maintenance; DNA repair. The record is from RefSeq and is a predicted model, not a curated record.